GAGAUGGACUUAAAGAUCUAAAAUUCAUUCCAGAUACACAAUAUUACCAUUUCUCUCAGACAUUGUUCACAAAUCAGUCUAAAUGCGUGAUAGUGAGCACUUCUGCUUUGCUGAGAUAAUCCAUCUCACCUCACAGGUGUGCCACAUCAAGAUGCUGAUCUGUCAUCAUGAGAAGUGCACAGGUCUACCUUAUACUGCCCACAAUAAAAGGCCACCCUGGAAUGUGCAGUUUUUUUGCUUUAUUGGGGGUCUGGGGACUCAGAACCGGUAAGUAUCUGGUGUGACCACCUUUGCCUCAUGCAGUGCAACACAUCGCAUAGAGUUUAUCAGAUUGUCAAUUGUGGCCUGUGGAAUGUUGGUCCACUCCUCUUCAAUGGCUGUGCGAAGUUGUUGGAUAUUAGUGGGAACUGGUGCGCGCUGUCAUAUACGCCGGUAAAGCACAUCCAAAACAUGCUCAACGUCUGGUGAGUAUGCUGGCCAUGCAAGAACUGGGACAUUUUCAGCUUCCAAGAAUUGUGUACAAAUCCUUGCAACAUGGGGCUGUGCAUUAUCUUGCUGAAACUUGAGGUGAUGUUCAUGAUGUUCAUGGAUGUACGGCACAACAAUGGGCCUCAGGAUCUCAUCACGGUAUCUGUACAUUCAAAAUGCCAUCGAUAAAAUGCACCUGUGUUAUUCGUCCAUAACAGAUGCCUGCCCAUAUCAUAACCCCACCACCACCAUGGGCCACUCGAUCCACAACAUUUACAUCGGCAAAGCGCUCACCCACUCGACGCCACACACGCUGUCUGCCAUCUGCCCUGUAAACCGAGAUUCAUCCGUGAAGAAAAUACCUCUCCAACAUGCCAGACGCCAUCGAAUGAGAGCAUUUGCCCACUCAAGUCUGUUGCGGCGACGAGCUGGAGUCCGGUGAAGACCCCGAUGAGGACGACGAGCAUGCAGUGAGCUUCCCUGAGACGGUUUCUGACAGUUUGUGCAGAAAUUGUUUGGUUAUGCAAACCAAUUGUUUCAGCAGCUGUCUGAGUGGCUGAUCUCAGACGAUCUUGGAGGUGAACCUGCUGGAUGUGGAGGUCCUGGGCUGGUGUGGUUACACGUCGUCUGCGGUUGUGAGGCCGGUUGGAUGUACUGCCAUAUUCUCUGAAAUGCCUUUGGAGACAGCUUAUGGUGGAGAAAUGAACAUUCAAUGCACGAGCAACAGAUCUGGUUGGCAUUCCUGCUGUCAGCAUGCCAAUUGCACGCUCCCUCAAUGCUUGUGGCAUCUGUGGCAUUUUGCUGUGAGGCAAAACUGCACAUUCCAGGGUGGCCUUUUAUUGUGGGCAGUAUAAGGUAGACCUGUGCACUACUCAUGAUGUCAGAUCAGCAUCUUGAUGUGGCACACCUGUGAGGUGGGAUGGAUUAUCUUAGCAAAGCAGAAGUGCUCACUAUCACACAUUUAGACUGAUUUGUGAACAAUGUUUGAGAGAAAUGGUAAUAUUGUGCAUCUGGAAUGAAUUUUAGAUCUUUAAUUCCAUCUCAUGAAAAAUCGGAGCAGAAACAAAGGUGUUGCAUUUAUAUUUUUGUUGAUUGUAAGUUCUCCAACGCCAGCAGAGGGGCUUUAGCUCUUCUCAGAAAUCAAACGUGAUUAAAAAGUUUUUGUUGAUUAAACGUGAGAGGCUACCUAAAUGAUGAGCGGGUGGGUCAGCCGCUCACACUGAUCAUUUCAACUGUAAACCUGAAACCCCUGAUCUGUAAUCAGUCUGAUGUCCUCAAGAAACAAGAAAGGAAGUUUUGUUCAAACCCAAUUAAGUUGUGACGAGAUUUAAAAGGAAGCACAAGAACAAAAGAACUGGGGGAAAAUAACCCAAUGUCUCAAAAAAGCAACAAACCCCAAACGGUUGAGCCUUUAAGGAGGCAAAACUGUAAAAAAGCUUUAAUUCAGUAUAUUAUGUUUUAUUUUUAAUAUUUGAAGUUGCUGUCAGGAUUGCAGUCAGGUGUCAGGAUGUUGAAUAUUUGUGGCACGGCCUCAAAAUUAUGGUUGCAUCAUUUGUUAGAUUUCAAACAAAUACAAGAUGUGCCACACCAGAUAUGCUGAAACUGGACAGCUUUGUGGGUUUAUAACUGAGCUAAUAAGAUCUGGAGCUAAUUUUGUUGACAAAUUAAAGGUGCAACAUUAGCCAGAUUCACAUCGCCAGCAGAUAAUCAAUAGUUGAUAAAUAAUGUUUUUGCUCCAGCUAUAGCCGUUUUGGUGUUUUCUAAAAUAAUUUGGCAGCCAUUUUUUCUUUAUUAGCUUGACUUCAAAGGUUAAUUAGUUAUAGAUGUACAUCCAGUGCUUACUUGUAACGUUCUUGGAACGCAAUUGACGUCAAACCAAAGUUUACCAAAAGCAAAAUAAGACAGUUCCUGGAUCUUGUUCCAGCAAGAUCCGGCUCAAAUUAAGCCCUGUGUUCCUCCAUUAAUGAGUUUUCAUAAAGAUCAUUUAUGAAAUAUUUACCAACAGAAACAAAAACAUCCAUUUUCUGCAGCAGUAUAAUAAUUAUUAGUGAUAAAUCGAUUCUCUCCGAAGCUCAAGUUUUUAACAGAAUAUUAAAAAACAAGUUUCAUUUUUUUACAUUUAUAAAAAAAAACAUCCUCUCAAUCAAAACAACUGUUUACCUAGAUUGCCCCAGGAUUACAUCCUGGGGGGUGGGGGGCGCGGGUGUGUGGAACCCCCCAAAACUAAAUACAGCAAAGAGUUAUACACCUCAUGUUAUCUAUUUCACCACAAAUCCAUCUAAAGAAUGCAAUACCAUGCAUUUAAAAUACAGAUUAAUAGUGAAAAACUAAAGUUUUCAGAGGCAGGAAAAACCGCCUCCCCCUCGGGUUGUCUCCCAGUGGUUUGAUCCCCUGAAUAAAGCUCCAAACCCCCACUCAGAUUGCUCCUGGGAAUGUGUGUGUCAUUGUGUGGAGAAGUCUUUGAAAAGAGUCAGCAGAGCCCAACCUCCUUUUAAUCUCCAUUUAGGUGAGAGAUGCCUUCUGUGUCUGGCAGUCCUUACCUAAAAGAUGGCCAGGGACCAUGCAGAGAGGGAGAUAAUCUCAUAAAUGCAGAUGUGACCCUUCAAAAGGACGGAGUUUUUGAUCUAGACGCUGUUGGUCACAAGCCUUCUGCAAACAGUGGAGAUGCUUGUCAGAAAGUAGGAGAAGAAUCCCAGAAAAAGAGUGAAACAAACAAAAGUGAUCUGACUGAGGAGGAGGCUGAUGACGAGAUUAAAUGGAUUCGCCCAGAUUUACCCAGCAGAUGCACCUGGAGACUCGGAGCUCCAGUUUCAGAGUCACCUCACAGCCACCCACCACGCAAUAAACCGCCGACCAUCCUCCCCAGCAUCCUCGGCCAUAUUGGAUACACACCUUUGGUUCGCUUGAACAAAAUCCCAAAGGAGUCUGGGGUGAAGUGUGAAAUCUUGGCCAAGUGUGAGUUCUUCAAUGCAGGAGGCAGCAUAAAGGACAGAAUCGCCCUGCGGAUGGUGGAGGAUGCUGAGAGAGCAGGAAUACUCAAGCCAGGAGACACCAUCAUCGAGCCCACUUCUGGAAACACAGGUAUCGGCCUUGCUCUAUUGGCUGCUGUGAAAGGCUACCACUGCAUUAUAGUCAUGCCUGAGAAGAUGAGUAUGGAGAAGGUGGAUGUGCUGACAGCUCUUGGAGCAGAUAUUGUGCGCACUCCUACGUCUGCAGCCUUUGACUCACCAGAGUCUCACAUACGCACAGCUUGGCGAUUAAAGAGCGAGAUUCCCAACUCGCACAUCCUCGACCAGUACUGUAAUCCAAGUAACCCCCUGGCUCAUUAUGACACCACAGCUGAGGAGAUACUGGAGCAGUGUGAUGGUAAGCUGGACAUGUUUGUUGCUGGAGCAGGGACAGGUGGGACGCUUACAGGUGUUGCUCGAAAGCUUAAGGAGAAGUGUCCCAAUGUCAAGAUAAUCGGUGUGGACCCUGAAGGCUCCGUUCUGGUUCACUCAGAAGAGGAACAAAACAAGAGUCAUUUUGAAGUAGAAGGAAUUGGGUAUGACUUUGUCCCCAAGGUGCUGGACAGAUCUAUUGUGGACAAGUGGUACAAAUCUACUGAUACAGAAACAUUCAACAUGGCCCGCAGGCUGAUCAGAGAGGAAGGUCUUCUCUGUGGUGGAAGCUCUGGUUCAGCCAUUGCAGCUGCACUGAAGAUGGCUCAGGAGCUGGAGGAGGGACAGCGCUGCGUGGUCGUCCUGGCCGACUCGGUUCGCAACUACUUGUCGAAGUUCCUGAGUGAUCAGUGGAUGUGUGAGAAGGGAUUCCUCAGCCCGAAGCCUCCAAAAAAUAUCAAACCAUGGUGGUGGGAUCUGACUGUUCAGAGUCUGCAGCUGCCCUCCCCUCUCACUCUUGCACCUUCCCUGUCCUGCCAGAAAGCCAUGGAGGUCCUGAGAGAGAAGGCUUUCGACCAGGCUCCAGUCAUCGAUGAGUCAGGUGAGAUCCUGGGGAUGGUGACUCUGGAUACCAUGCUGUCUGACAUCCUGGCUGAAAAGGUCAAACUGUCCGAUCCAGUCAGCGCGGCGCUCUGCAAAAACUUCAAGCAGGUUCAUCUGACAGACCACCUGUCCAAGUUAUCCUGCGUUCUUAAAUCCCGAAGCUUUGUCCUGGUGGUGCACGAUCACACCCGGUAUGAGGCUGAUGGAUCAGCUUCUCAGAGGCAGACGGUGUUUGGCGUUGUGACCGCCAUCGACCUCCUGAACUUCAUCACUGCACAUGAGCAGCAGCAGAGUCAAUCUCCAUCCAAAUGCUCGAUCUAAAAGUGCACCUCAGGGGAAAUGACCCGUUGAAGAUGUUAGAUCUGCUCAGCAAAAAAAAAAAAAACACCAUUUAGGUUGAUUUAGGAGAAAAGAUUAGGAAAACUUUAGAAAAACAAAAGAAAAAAAAGCAAAUUUGGCUUCUUAUUUUACUUUUUAAAACCUGUCCCUUUAUGUUUGAGAACGUUCUUCUGCAGAGACAUACUAGCUGCUAGUUGGAUUAUUUUUUUAGUGGAAUUUAUUAGUAUGAGCAAUAUGGAAAACAUUUUUUGUUUCUGUCAUUUUAUUAUUAGUUUGAUUUAAUGUAUUUAACAAUCCUUAAGUUUUUAACCAAGCAGAAGUGAAACGCUGCCUUUUAGACUCUAACUAGACAACAGUUGUAAUCAUUUGUGUGAAUUUUUAUGUUUUGCUGAUAAUCUUUGAUUAUAUGAAUUUGUCUGAAGUGGUUAAAGUGACGAUAAAACAGACACGACUUAAUUUCUGAACUAGCAACACUUUCAUGAUAAAUGUAAGUUUUACAGAAAACAAAAUCAACAUUUUCUCUUUCCUUCCUCAUUUUAAAGCUUUUUUUCUUUUCAUUUGAUUUUAUUCAUUUGUGUUUGAAUGAUAAUAUUCAUCUUUUUGUGCUGAUGUUGCUUACAUUUACAUUUAGAUGUGCAGAUGUGUAAAAUGUGCUUUUUGCACACGAUUGAUUCAUAAAUCAUGUAGAUUAUAUCACAAAAGUUAUGAAAUCCUGACAUCUGCUGCUGUGUUGUGCAACUGUUUCAAUAUCUCAUGCUAUUGUCGCUAAUAGAAAGCACAUUGAAUGGCCUCUGUGUAUGUAAUGUGAUGUAGAAAUAAAGCUGCGUUGCCAAUCUAA
Messenger RNA from Nothobranchius furzeri (turquoise killifish), 5628 nucleotides. The record is from RefSeq and is a predicted model, not a curated record. Lineage: Eukaryota; Metazoa; Chordata; Actinopteri; Cyprinodontiformes; Nothobranchiidae.